CGGCGGCGGCAGCAGCUCCCGCGGCUCCUGCUCUGCUCCGCCUCGGCCCCGGAGCGAGGAGCCGAGAGCUGCGCGCUUGCCUUAGUCCGAGCCGCCACCCUCCCCUUGUUCCCCGCUUUCCCGGCCCGCCUGAGGCCGCCCGCCCCGUCCCCGCCGCCCCGCAGCCCGGCCGCGCCCCGCCGCCGCCAUGGGCUGUCUCGGUAACAGUAAGACCGAGGACCAGCGCAACGAGGAGAAGGCGCAGCGCGAGGCCAACAAAAAGAUCGAGAAGCAGCUGCAGAAGGACAAGCAGGUCUACCGGGCCACGCACCGCCUGCUGCUGCUGGGUGCUGGAGAGUCUGGCAAGAGCACGAUUGUGAAGCAGAUGAGGAUCCUGCAUGUUAAUGGGUUUAACGGAGAGGGCGCCGAAGAGGACCCGCAGGCUGCAAGGAGCAACAGCGAUGGUAGUGAGAAGGCCACCAAGGUGCAGGACAUCAAAAACAACCUGAAGGAGGCCAUUGAAACCAUCGUGGCCGCCAUGAGCAACCUGGUGCCCCCUGUGGAGCUGGCCAAUCCUGAGAACCAGUUCCGUGUGGACUACAUUCUGAGCGUGAUGAACGUGCCCAACUUUGACUUUCCACCUGAAUUCUAUGAGCACGCCAAGGCUCUGUGGGAGGACGAGGGAGUUCGUGCCUGCUACGAGCGCUCCAAUGAGUACCAGCUGAUUGAUUGUGCCCAGUACUUCCUGGACAAGAUUGAUGUGAUCAAGCAGGCCGACUACGUGCCAAGCGACCAGGACCUGCUUCGCUGCCGCGUCCUGACCUCUGGAAUCUUUGAGACCAAGUUCCAGGUGGACAAAGUCAACUUCCACAUGUUUGAUGUGGGCGGCCAGCGCGACGAACGCCGCAAGUGGAUCCAGUGCUUCAAUGAUGUGACUGCCAUCAUCUUCGUGGUGGCCAGCAGCAGCUACAACAUGGUCAUUCGGGAGGACAACCAGACCAACCGUCUGCAGGAGGCUCUGAACCUCUUCAAGAGCAUCUGGAACAACAGAUGGCUGCGCACCAUCUCUGUGAUCCUCUUCCUCAACAAGCAGGACCUGCUUGCUGAGAAAGUCCUCGCUGGGAAAUCGAAGAUUGAGGACUACUUUCCAGAGUUCGCUCGCUACACCACUCCUGAGGAUGCGACUCCCGAGCCCGGAGAGGACCCACGCGUGACCCGGGCCAAGUACUUCAUCCGAGAUGAGUUUCUGAGAAUCAGCACUGCUAGUGGAGAUGGGCGCCACUAUUGCUACCCUCACUUUACCUGCGCCGUGGACACUGAGAACAUCCGCCGUGUCUUCAACGACUGCCGUGACAUCAUCCAGCGCAUGCAUCUCCGCCAAUACGAGCUGCUCUAAGAAGGGAACACCCAAAUUUAAUUCAGCCUUAAGCACAAUUAAUUAAGAGUGAAACUUAAUUGAAAAGCAGUUGAUCACCCACCAUAGGGCAUGAUUAACAACGCAACCUUUCCUUUUUUUCCCCAGUGAUUCUGAAAACCCCUCUUCCCUUCAGCUUGCUUAGAUGUUCCAAAUUUAGUAAGCUUAAGGCGGCCUACAGAGAAAAAGAAAAAGAAAUAGGCCACAAAAGUUCCCUCUCACUUUCAGUAAAUAAAAUAAAAGCAGCAACAAACAGAAAUAAAGAAAUAAAUGAAAUACAAAAUGAAACAUUGUAUUGUGCAGCAUUAAAAAAUCAAUAAAAAUAAAAUGUGAGCAAAAUAUGA
This is a messenger RNA of Peromyscus californicus insignis, 1737 nucleotides long. RefSeq names its product guanine nucleotide-binding protein G(s) subunit alpha. Gene Ontology annotation, cellular component: heterotrimeric G-protein complex. Bases 188 to 1375 code for a protein of 395 amino acids. The record is from RefSeq and is a predicted model, not a curated record. The transcript has 12 exons. Lineage: Eukaryota; Metazoa; Chordata; Mammalia; Rodentia; Cricetidae. Gene Ontology annotation, molecular function: D1 dopamine receptor binding; mu-type opioid receptor binding; GTP binding. Gene Ontology annotation, biological process: adenylate cyclase-activating dopamine receptor signaling pathway; sensory perception of chemical stimulus.